GGGGGGCGGCGCAGGCGGGCUUGCCAUGUCUUCAACAUCAAUGCAAACCACGUUUUUGGCCAAUGCGACCAGGCUGAGCCUCGUGGAGCGUGUGACAAGCGCCACCUUGACCACCUCCUUCUGCUUGAUGUUCCUUUCGGUCAACGCGGUCAUGCUCUUCGCCCUGAGAAGCAAAUCCGUCUUUCGGGAGACGUCGCGCUACAUCCUGCUGUACAACCUGCUGCUGGCCGAUACGCUGCAGCUGACCUUCAGCCAACUGAUGUACUUGCUGUCAACCGCCCGCGUCACCCUCUCGUAUCCCUUGUGCGGCGUGCUCAGCACGCUCACCAGCCUCCUCAGUCGGAUGUCUCCCUUGUUGCUGGUGGUCAUGUCGCUGGAGAGAUACGUGGCUGUGUGCCACCCUCUCAGGCACGCCUCCAUCAUCACCGUCAGGAACACCAUGUGGGCCGUGCUUGCCGUGUGGGCUUUUUGUUUCUUCAAUAUCCUCAUCCAGGGGCUUUUAUUGAUCAUGUUUCCAUUCGAGCAGCUGCAGAGUCUGCAAAUGAGGCAGCCGUGCAACUCCAAUGCCAUGUUCCUCGUGCCGCUUUCUGAAUUGUACGCUAACAUUUACACGUAUUUCUUGUUCACCUUGGCAAGCCUGACCAUCGUUUUCAGCUUCGUCGGUGUGGUGUUGUCAGCCAGGUCGGCGGCCACGGACAAGCACUCGGCCCAUAAAGCGCGGAACACGCUGCUGCUGCACCUGGUGCAGCUCGGCCUCAGCCUCUUGUCGGUCUUUUACUCCACCAUUAUGUUUUUCAUAUAUGCUUUGUUGAACAACGUCAACUUCUCACAAAUUCAGGCCAUUUUGUUUGUGUGCUUUUUUCUCCUGCCCAGAUAUCUGACUUCUCUCAUCUACGGGCUGAGAGAUCAGAGCCUGCGGGUCGUGCUCGUGUACUUUUUUCUGCCGUCACCUCGGAGGGUCAGUCGCUCCUGAUAAAGCUGCGACUGUUUCCUGAGAGGAUCUCUCUUUUGUUCCUAUCCAUUCACAAUGUGCACGGUGUCACUUUUAACUCUGCAUUCAUUUGUUCGUGUUCGUACAGGAAGAAUAUGCAUCUACAAAUCUGUCGUGAUGUGUGCAACAGAAAACGACAGUUUUGUCCGUGCGUCACACUGAGUCGGGGUGGAGGAAAUGUGGAAGGGCCCCCGCAUCAGCCACUGCACACACUGUCUCGCCGACUGCUUUUCUGGGUUCGGAAGCACGGCGCGCAGUGUGCCCGCCGGGAGGUGGUCAAUGUUUUAUCGGCUGUCGUGAUACUUUGUGUGUGAGCUGGCUUUAUUGCGCAUUAAAAUGACCUGUUUCCAAA
Hippocampus comes (tiger tail seahorse) is the source of this 1343-nucleotide messenger RNA. RefSeq names its product olfactory receptor 1078-like. Gene Ontology annotation, cellular component: membrane. Gene Ontology annotation, biological process: G protein-coupled receptor signaling pathway; detection of chemical stimulus involved in sensory perception of smell. Gene Ontology annotation, molecular function: G protein-coupled receptor activity; odorant binding; olfactory receptor activity. The transcript has a single exon. The coding region runs from base 26 to 973 and encodes 315 amino acids. The record is from RefSeq and is a predicted model, not a curated record. Lineage: Eukaryota; Metazoa; Chordata; Actinopteri; Syngnathiformes; Syngnathidae.